GUUUCUGUAAUCUUUGUCAUUCAGUUACAAUCGGUGCAUCGUCGAGUGUACACGCUACGGAGCGAUUUCAAUGCGAUCACGUUUAUUAUGUUAAAAGUGUUUUGCUGAGUUUUUUAGUGAAUUUGUUCUAAAAUAUUAUAAGAUUUACUAUUAAUCUACUAUGAAGUACUUACGCAAAAGAUAAACAAAACAAUGACAAACUUCGGUGCUUCCUUCUUCCUUCCAUAAUUUAAGAUGCCCAACACAAAUCAUCACUUACAGUAGUGUUCUUAAGCUGUAAAUUCUAACGAGAGAUAUUGUCAAAGAAUAAAGAUGUCACACGGCGGCGUGAAGACGAGAAACGGGGAUGGAGAGAAUGAAGACUCAUCUCGAGAGGGUUCCGAGAGUCUAGCACCGCCCCCUGAUGGAGGCUGGGGGUGGAUGGUUGUUUUCGCAUCAUUUAUGAUACACAUUGUCACCGAUGGCAUGACCUACUCGUUUGGCGUGUUCUAUGCAGAAUUCCUGACCUACUUCAACGAGGGCAAAGGCAAGACUGCGUGGAUCGUGUCUAUCCUUGUCGGGGUCACCCUUAGCUCAGGUCCAAUUUCAAGUUCCUUCGUUAACCGUUGGGGAUGUCGAACAGUCACCGUAGCUGGAGCGUUACUCUCUGCUGUAUGCGUGGUCCUGUCGGCAUUGGCCAACAAUGUAAAUACUCUUAUCAUCACGAUUGGCGUAGGCACAGGUGUUGGUUUUGGUCUCAUCUAUCUGCCAGCAAUUGUCAGCGUUACUGUGUGGUUCGAAAGAUACAGAAGUCUUGCCACAGGCAUCGCCGUGUGUGGGUCGGGACUAGGAACAUUCCUAUUCGCGCCGAUAACCUCCGCCCUCAUAUCGAACUAUGGCUGGAGAGGCGCAAUGGCUAUCAUUGGAGCAUUAAUCCUUAACUGCAUCCCGCUGGGACUAAUGUUCCGGCCCGUUCCUGAAAGACCAAGGACACCUGUCACAGAACCAAUGCUACCAAAAGUAGACAAUAACAAUAAGAAGAAACUUCAAAGAUCUCAAAGUAUAGAACAUUUCCUACGUGUAAAUGGGAAAGAUGAUGUAGCGAGACUAACUCUGUCUCAACCCGCUUUAAAUAAGCAACAAGAACAGAAAAUGGGCUCUCGUCAUGGUAGCGGAAUUAUGCAAAGACCUGACGUCUUAUACCAAGGUAGCAUGACUAGUAUAUCAAGAUAUAGAGCUGCUUCUAUUGAUAGAAAGAUGACAAAAGAGGAGGAAAAAGAAGAAAAGUGUGGAUGGCUGCCCUGCUCAAGAGAAUUCAAAGUAGCGUUAUCAGAAAUGCUCGAUGUUUCUCUACUGGUAGAUCCUGUUUUCCUAUUAUUUUCUGUAUCAAAUUUUCUGACUAGUAUUGGAUUUUAUAUUCCAUAUGUGUAUACUGUGCCAAUGAGCGAGAAACUUGGCAUUGAAAAUCCACCUUACUUGAUCUCCAUUAUUGGUGCCUCUAAUUUGGUGGGGAGAAUCAUUCUUGGAUACAUCAGCGAUAAGCCCUGGGUGAAUCGUCUGUUGGCGUACAAUAUUUGCCUGACGAUUGCUGGAAUAAGUACUGCUGCAGCAAUGUUUUGUUGGGAAUUUUGGGGUCUAGCGAUGUAUGCAACAGCAUUCGGUUUCACUAUUGGUGCUUACGUAGGCUUAACAUCAGUGGUGCUAGUUGAUCUCCUGGGAUUAGAGAAGUUGACCAAUGCCUUUGGAUUGCUUCUACUAUUUCAAGGAAUCGCUUCACUUAUUGGACCGCCAUUUGCAGGAUGGCUUUACGAUACGUAUCAGUCCUACUCGCCAGGAUUCUACGUCGCUGGCGGAACUAUCUCUCUCAGCGGCAUUAUCCUAUUUCUCAUUCCUGUCUUCGAAAGAAGAAAUAACAGGUGGAAGAAUCAGGAAAUGGUGCUGGAGCAAAUUUAGCAGGACAUGUUCCGAGGGGCGAAGUACGAGUGUCCAAUUAUCGUGCUCCACAGUCCCUCAACGUCCUCAAUCACUUCUUCAGGGGACACCUAUUCCAACAGGGUAUAUACAACUAAUAUAGAUGAAGAUUUAGAACCAAAGUGUAUAAAGUGUGACUAUUUGGAUCAAGCUCAUUCCAAAGAUUGUGUGUGUGAAUUAGUGAGUGAUAUGAAAUAUGUUUAAUUAAUAAGAGGACUUCAACAAAUUGAACUUCUUACGAGCUAUAGACUUGUGUUGCUAUAUGUCUUAAAACGGGAAAUCAAUGAUUACUUCUAUAAAAUUCUACCGUACGGAAACCGAAAAUAUAGUUAAAAUAAAUAGAUCUUAAAGUACUAAUAAUAUUUGCCGAAUUAAACUAUAUGCGCAAUAUUCUAAAGUCGAAGUGUUAAAACUAAAUCUUGGUUUCAUUCUUGUCAUAAUUUAUUGUUUCCAUGUUACGAAAUUAUAUAUCAAAUUAGUGCCAUAACCUCUGAUCCGAUCCUUUUAAGUAAGUUACUUCAGAAAUUAAUAAAUAUGUCCGGUUCAGAUAAAUUGGCACAAGCAUUUGAAAUUAAAUAUCUCGAAUAAAAUUAUAAUCAUAAAAGUAUCUUGCUUCUACGAUAACAUGUAUUGUUUUAGUAUAUAAUUAAGUGCCAUCCACGAAGACGUCUUAAUGUAGGACCAAUUUAAUAAAUCAUACUUGACACCUCAUCAAAAUUUAAUAAUGUGACCUAUUUUCGAAGUAAGAACUGCACAAUUGCUUAACUGUUUUCAAUUCAAUUUACAUAUUAAUUGUAAUUGUAACAAUAGAAGGUAAUUUUACGAUUUAGUUCCACUAAUAAACUAUUCUAGAUAUAAUUCUAGUUCUAUUUUAAAAAGUGAAUUGAACAUGGAAAUAAGGACAAGACCGUAAGGUUUUCUUUUGUUUACUUAUAAUACUGACCAGUAUUCAACAUACUAGAAAAAUGAAAUAUUUAAUGUUUUUCCCUUUUCACACUAAAGCCACUUAUAGAAUAUAAAAAGGUGACAAAACAUUUUAACCUAUUAAGCAAUACAAGCGUAAUUUUUCAUAUCUUGGCCAGAUUGUGCGUGGCAGGGAAGAAUAAACGUGUACGUUUAAGUGGGGUUGUUUAAAAGGGUUUUAAGUAGGGCAAACCCAUUAAAAACUACUUUUGUGUACACAGGUCUUCGUAGAUAGCAACACUUAUUGGCAACAUUUAUUUAAUUAAUUUUUAAGAAUGGCAAAUAUCAGAACAAUAAUGUAUUCAAGUUACAUAAUAGAUGGCCUUAUUGUGGACCAAACGAAGCUUAGAUUUUACUAUAAUAUACUUUAAAAAUAAGCUACUACUUUUGUAUAUACAAAAUACAUCCUGUAUUAUAUGAUUUAUUUUAAAAUUAAUAAUGACUAGUACAAAUUGUCAUAUGAUUUUGACUGAUUCAAUAACUUACAGUUACCUGAGUAAAGUUACCGUUAUAAAAUA
Molecule: messenger RNA, 3431 nt
Organism: Pieris napi
Lineage: Eukaryota; Metazoa; Arthropoda; Insecta; Lepidoptera; Pieridae
Gene: Mct1
Product: monocarboxylate transporter 12
Exons: 7
Coding region: 313-1932 (539 amino acids)
Biological process (GO): transmembrane transport; monocarboxylic acid transport
Molecular function (GO): monocarboxylic acid transmembrane transporter activity
Source: RefSeq, a predicted model, not a curated record